Oryza brachyantha (malo sina) is the source of this 3453-nucleotide messenger RNA. Its product is annotated as probable RNA-dependent RNA polymerase 1. NCBI's taxonomy places the organism in Eukaryota, Viridiplantae, Streptophyta, Magnoliopsida, Poales, Poaceae. The transcript is spliced from 5 exons. Bases 38 to 3379 code for a protein of 1113 amino acids. Gene Ontology annotation, biological process: siRNA processing. The record is from RefSeq and is a predicted model, not a curated record. Gene Ontology annotation, cellular component: nuclear RNA-directed RNA polymerase complex. Gene Ontology annotation, molecular function: RNA-directed RNA polymerase activity.
AUCUCUGCCACUGCUCGGUGUCGUUGUGAUAUGCGCCAUGGUUGGCAAGACUUUACAGGUAUCAGGAUUUUCUCUGCAUGACACUGCCGAGUAUGUCAAGGAUCUGUUGGAGCGAAUUGUUGGCUCUGGGAAUGUGUAUGCAUUAAAGCUCAGGCAUCCAAAGAACAUCACUGCUACCUCAAGAGCAUUUGCUAUAGUUCAGUUUCAGAGCGAGGAACAUGGUUCACUUGUAAAAAUUGCGGCUCAGAGAAACAUACUCCGCAGUGGGCGUUAUUAUCUGAAGGUCCAUCCUUCAGACCGUGACAUUGUUCCAAGACCGAGAGUUUCAAUGUUCAAACUAGAGGAUGCAACACUGCAUAUUGGUUGCUUGCUUAGGGAAAGAGUUUUAUCUGCUCUAUGGAGUCGAACAAAAGUUUCUGUAGAGUUUGGUUUCAAUCUGAAAAAGAUCUACUUUCACCUACAGCUACCCAGCGGAUCAACCGAAUUCAAACUUGAACUUUCCUAUGAGAGCAUAUGGGAGAUCGAGCUUCACCGUCCACCUAGGUCGCAAACAAAGUUUCUUUUGAUUCAGGUUGAAGCUGCGCCUAAGAUUUAUGAACCGACACCACGCCGUUCCGGUGUUAUGUUCGAAGAUCCAUCGUUCAACUAUUUUAGGGAUUCUACAGAUGACCAAUGGACAAGGACAACAGAUUUUACUGCAUCUUCUUGCAUUGGGCAGUCUUAUAUUUUAUGUCUGGAGGUACCAUGCUGUCGUGAUCUCCCAAACUUUCGUGAGUACUUUUUUUACUACAAAGAGUACAAUCAUGACUUCGAGUGUCAGAGAGGGGGGCAUCCAUAUUCUAAUGAUACUCGCUUUGUACCGAUUGUGAAAUCUCCUGGUUAUGUCCCAUACGAGAUACUCUUCAAGAUCAACCAUUUGGUUCAGAAUGGGUCACUUAGCGGACCAACAGUUGACGGCAGCUUCUUUCGUAUGGUCAACCCAGCUUUUUUUCCUAUUGACCAUAUAAAACGUGCACUUGAAAUGAUGUCAUAUUUGAAAAAGACCUGCUUGAAUCCAACAAGUUGGCUGUCUGAACAAUACUCCAAACUGCGGAGAUCACGCUACGUGCAAGCAUCACCAAGCAUACUUCUGGAUGAUGGAUUGGUCUAUGUCUACAGGGUGCAAGUUACACCUGCUAAAGUGUAUUUUUAUGGACCUGAGAUUAAUGUCUCCAAUCGUGUAGUACGGAAUUUUUCUGCUGACAUAGAGAAUUUCCUUCGCAUUUCAUUCGUUGACGAGGACUGCGGGAAACUCCGUGCAACUGAUUUAUCCCCCCGUUCUUUAGGACCUGAUGCAAAGAAAACUGCUCUGCAUAACCGAGUUUUAUCAGUCCUUUCAAAUGGCAUCACUAUUGGUGACAAGAACUUUGAGUUUCUUGCUUUUUCUUCAAGCCAGCUUCGGGAUAACUCUGCAUGGAUGUUUGCUUCUCGUCAAGGGUUAACUGCUAGUGGCAUUAGAAAGUGGAUGGGGGAUUUCCGGAACAUCAGAAAUGUAGCAAAAUAUGCCGCAAGACUUGGUCAGUCUUUUAGUUCCUCAACCGAAACCUUAAAGGUAUACAAGCAUGAGGUGGAAGAAAUCUCAGAUAUAACAAAUGGUACAAAGCAUGUGUUCUCUGAUGGGAUUGGAAAGAUAUCAUCUGCUUUUGCUAUUGAAGUGGCCAUGAAGUGCAACCUGAAACGCUUUGCUCCUUCUGCUUUUCAAAUAAGGUAUGGUGGCUACAAAGGUGUUGUUGCUGUUGACCCUACAUCAUGCUGGAAGCUUUCCUUGAGAAAAAGCAUGUUAAAGUUUCAGUCAGAUAAUACCACAGUAGAUGUCCUUGCAUACAGCAAAUACCAGCCAGGCUUCCUUAAUCGGCAGCUAAUUACUCUUCUUUCAACACUUGGCGUUAGAGAUAGUGUCUUUGAACUGAAGCAAAAAGAAGCAGUGAAUCAGUUGAACAGAAUGGUUACUGAACCUCAAGCUGCAAUCGAAGCAAUUGAACUUAUGCCCAUGGGAGAAAUAACAAAUGCAGUUAAAGAGAUGUUGUUGUGUGGCUACAAGCCUGAUGAUGAACCAUAUCUUUCCAUGCUGUUACAAACUUUUAGAGCAUCCAAGUUACUAGAACUGAAAACCAAGUCACGGAUAUUCAUCCCAAAAGGACGAGCAAUGAUGGGAUGCUUGGACGAAACACGUACACUGAAGUAUGAGCAGGUGUUUAUUCAAGCUACUUCUAGUGCAAAUGACAAUGACAAGUUCAUUGUGACAGGAAAAGUUGUCAUUGCCAAAAAUCCUUGCCUCCACCCGGGUGAUAUACGGAUUCUCCAGGCUGUUGAUCUUCCAGUUCUGCACCACAUGGUUAACUGCGUCGUCUUUCCACAGCAAGGGCCAAGGCCUCAUCCAAAUGAGUGUUCAGGGAGUGAUCUUGAUGGGGACAUAUAUUUUGUUUCUUGGGAUUCAACUCUCAUCCCACCUCGCAUGGUGGCACCUAUGGACUAUACUCCAGCGCCAACAGAAACAUUAGACCAUGAUGUCACUAUUGAGGAAGUAGAAGAAUACUUCACAAAUUACAUAGUCAAUGAGAGUCUAGGAAUAAUUGCCAAUGCACAUGUAGUAUUUGCGGAUAAGGAAGAUCUUAAGGCUGAGAGUUCGCCAUGCAUCGAGCUGGCCAAGCUCUUCUCUAUCGCUGUUGAUUUCCCCAAAACUGGAGUGCCAGCUCAGAUUCGUCCUGAACUACAUGUGAAGGAGUAUCCUGAUUUCAUGGAGAAGCUUGACAAAGCCACAUAUGAAUCAAAGGGGGUAAUUGGGAAGCUCUACAGGGAAAUAAAGAAGCACACCCCUCAUAUAAAGCACUUCACAAUUGAUGUGGCAAGGCGGUCUUAUGACACUGAUUUGAUUGUCGAUGGGUAUGAAGAUUAUAUCACCGAAGCAAUGGCGUUGAAGGAAGAAUACGACUUCAAGUUGUGUAAUCUUAUGGACCACUAUGGAAUAAAAAGUGAGGCUGAAAUAAUAAGUGGAUGCAUUCUUAAGAUGGCAAAGAAUUUUACAAAGAAUAGUGACGCUGAUGCUGUCAGAUUGGCGGUGAGAUCUUUGCGUAAAGAAGCAAGGUCAUGGUUCAGUGAGAUGAGCUCAGAUGAUAAUGGAUAUGAUUAUGAUGCCUCGGAAGCCAAGGCAUCCGCUUGGUACCAUGUUACGUAUCACCCAGAAUACUGGGGUUGCUACAACGAAGGAUAUGAGCGGCCACAUCUCAUCAGCUUUCCAUGGUGUAUGUAUGAGAAGCUUUUGCGCAUUAAGCAAAGGAGGAAGUUCGUCAGGAAGAUGCAGCCUGAGUUGCUCACUCCCUACAACUUGAGAAUUGUUUGAGUCUCACCAGCAGGUUUGAUCUUGUACAUAUAUGUGAGCUUUUGCAUUGGGCAUGUCGAUUCUGGUGCUUGAAU